Gymnodraco acuticeps is the source of this 3192-nucleotide messenger RNA. RefSeq names its product switch-associated protein 70-like. Bases 905 to 2815 code for a protein of 636 amino acids. Gene Ontology annotation, cellular component: cytoplasm; nucleus. Lineage: Eukaryota; Metazoa; Chordata; Actinopteri; Perciformes; Bathydraconidae. The record is from RefSeq and is a predicted model, not a curated record. The transcript is spliced from 12 exons.
CACAGAGCUGCAGAAUCUUUUACAAUAACAGCUGACAAGAUGAGCUGUUCCGACCUCCAUACAGCAACCAAUAUAAUCAAAGACUCACUUUGGGAAACUUGAUUCUAACAUUUCUCUUACAGAGACAAGUUAACUGUAUAGCUACAUAGGCUGUAGAAAGAUGAAACGGGCCAUUUAAUCAAAAAUAUAAAAACGCCAUUGCAAUUAAAUUGGGUCCAAAAUCCAUGCUGGAUAGCCUUUUAUUAAUGCAGAAUUUUCAAAUUCCAAAUAGCCUACUGUAUUUUUUUUCUGGGGGAAGCAAAUUGCAGAUUUGAUCUGUUACCAUUAUUCCUUCAGGUGGAUCCUGCUUUUUUCCCAUCAUUCAAGGGCCCUUUAUUUUUUUACUCGAAGAGUAUUUGGGCCCACUUAACUAUAAAUGGCUUUAUGAUCUAUGUCAUAUUUUAAUGUGGUCAAUUCAUUUAGCUAUAUAUUGUUAGAAGAGUCGGUUCAUAAAAGUAGAAGUGAAUAUAGCCUACUGUACACACUACUUGCAGUCAAUGGUGAAAGGAGAAAGCUAUAUUGUAAAAACCGAAGUGUACAAGGUAAAGUAAUGCAAUCAAAUCACACUCAAGUGAAAGAACUCUAUUACCAUUGAAAUAUAAUUAAAUUAACAGAUGUGAAAUCAUUCAUUAUGGGGAAUGGCCUAUUUCAGCAUAAGAAAAGUGACAAUAGAUUUGAAAUGCAUUUAGUGAAGUAAAAGGUACAACAUUUCCCUCUGAAAUGUAGUGUAGUUAAAAAGAAGCAUAACAUGGAAAUACUCAAUUGAAGAUACAAUGUACUUUCCACCGCUCAUGGCAGUCAACAUGCUUUUUUACAAUUGGAAAAACUGCCCUAAAUGGUCGGUUAUUUUCGCAGCGAGUGAGUGAUGAUAAUAAAUGAAACGUUAUGUGGCGCUAUCGCCUCACUCUGCUGCUGCGCCAUCACCACUGCACUUGUUCGGCAGGACGGAGAAACUACCGACACACACACAGACAGACUGCUGCUGCUGCUGCUGCUGCUGAGGGACGACAUGUGGCUUCGAGACGAGAUUUUAAAAUCCAUAUGGCACGCCUUCACGGCCCUGGACGUGGAUCAACGUGGAAAAGUGUCCAAGUCUCAGUUGAAGGUGCUGUCCCACAGCCUGUGCACAGUGAUGAAGAUCCCUCAUGACCCUGUGGCCCUUGAAGAGCAUUUCAAAGAUGACGAUAAAGGGCCGCUGUCCAACCAAGGCUACAUGCCUUACCUCAACAGGUUUAUCCUCGACAAGGUGCAGGAGGAAUUUGAUGUACUUGAAUUCAACAAGAUGUGCUGGACACUGUGUUACAAGAAAAAUAUCUCCACUAAACACCUACUCAUCUCAGAUGACGAUGCUUUCAAAGUCUGGUGCAUUUUCAACUUUCUGUCAGAAGACAAAUACCCACUGGUCAUGAUUACUGAGGAGAUUGAGUGCUUCCUUCGAAAGCUGAUGGAGGCCAUGGGGAGUGGAUGGAGUGAGGAGAAGUUUUGCGAUUACAAGCUGCAGUUGCACUCAAAGAAUAACCGCCUGAGUGCCUGGGAGCUGAUCGAGCUGCUGGGGCUGGGUCACUUCACUCAGGGCAUGACCCGGCAGACUCUCUCCAUGGGCAUCGGGGAGGUCUUCCAGGAGCUCAUACUGGAUGUGCUCAAGCAGGGAUACAUGAUGAAAAAGGGUCACAAAAGGAAGAACUGGACCGAGCGGUGGUUUGUCCUUCGACCCAACUCACUGUCAUACUACGUCUGUGAAGACCUUGUGGAGAAGAAAGGAGACAUCAUUCUGGACCCAACCUGCUGUGUGGAGUCUCUCCCGGAUAAAGAAGGGAAGAAAUGCAUGUUCAUUAUCAAGUGCACUGAUAAAAGCUUCGAGAUCAGCGCCUCAGACAAAAAGAAAAAGCAGGAAUGGCUUCAAGCUAUUCAGACAUGCCUUCAGCUGCUGAGGUUGGGGCUGCCGUCCCCUCACCGCGAGGCCCGGCUGAGGCGCAGGGAGCUCCGGCAGAGGCAGCAGACGGAGGAAGACGACCUGGCGGAGAGGAUGAAGCAUCUGCAGGCGGCCAAUGAGAACAAACAGAGACAGCUGGAGGGAAUGAGGAAGAAAAUGGAAGAGGCUGCAGCCACAGCAGCAGAAGAAGAGCACAGGAGGAAGCAGACGCAGUUAGACCUGCAGGAUCGUUACAGACUGGACCUGAAGAGAGAGAAAAUGGUGCGUCAGCAGAUGGAGGAGCAGGUGGCUCAGAAGUCCAGUGAGCUGGAGCAGUACCUGCUGCGCGUCCGCGAGCUGGAGGACAUGUACCGCCGCCUGGAGGAGGCCUUAGAGGACGAGAAGCAGGCCAAGCAGGACGAGGAGGCCAUGCACAAGCUGCAGGCCAGUCUGCUGGAGGAGGAGGCAGCGAAGCGGGCCGAGCUGGAGCGUUUCCACCGGCAGCAGCAGAGGGCGCUGUCGCAGACGGAGGCGGAGAAGCAGGAGCUGGUGGCCGAGCAGCGGCUCAAAGAGAGAGAGCUGCAGGCGGCCAUGCUGCAGCUGGAGAAGCUGGAGAGGGAGCGGCUCGGGGCGCUGGAGCAGUACCAGGAGGUGUCGAUGAAGCUUGAACGAGCAACUAACAAGACAAAGACUUGGAAGGACAAGGUGGCCAAACAUGAGGGUCUGGUGCGUCUCAUCCAGCCAGGUCAUAAAGGUCCUCAGAGGAUCACUAACUGGGGUCCGGCUUCAUUCACUGACGUUGAGCUGGAGCUGAGGAAGAAGUCGUGGCAGGAGAGGAAGAACCAGGGCGCUCCGGCUCAGUGAACACACCUCACUGAGGAGGACAGUCUAGGUCUUACUGAGCCAUCUGCAGCGUUAAACGUUUUACUGAUAUGAUUUGGCCUACUUUCUUCUGUAACAAAAAAUCUCAUCAAGCAAUUGUAGGAAGCAGUUCUCUAAAAUAAUCUGAUCAUGAGAUGCAAUUGAAAUAGCAGAAAAAUACAACUAAUAAGUGAAUAUUUAGUUAUUAUUUUAUGAAGAAAUACAUCCAGUUUCUUAGUUUGUGCUUUCUGACUUCCUGUGUUUUAAUUCAUUUUACUGACAUGUAAUAGAGUACAGCAGUAGAUUAAUAUGUGUAUUGCUUUGUCACAUUUAAACUUGUAUGAAAAACAUAUAAUAAAACACCACUUUUUUUUUCAAAA